AUGGUAAAUAUCACAUUACAUGUAGAAACAUAUAAUAUUUAUAUAUACAGACUUUCCAACUAAGAUAUACCUACCCCUAGAAUAUCUCUGAAGGUAAUAAAGAUAAUCAAGUUAUGUGUUUUGUAUAUUACUCUCAGGGUUAAUGACUACAAAUGUUUAAAUUUGAAUUAAAUUUUCUUUUUGGUAAAAACAUCAUAAAAACCACUUUAUUUCAUUAUUUUCAGAACAUUUCAAGAGAGCCAUGCUUUAGAGUUUGUUUUUCUAAAAAUUAAAAUAAACCACACAUUUAUAUCAAAAUAAUAGUUUCUAAGUAACAGCUGUUUACAAUUAUAUAAAAACCAUGUGAAAACCGAUGGUUUUUAGGGAAUAAAAUCGUUUAACAUUGAUUUACAUAGUCUUUAAUGGUAAUUUUAGUAACAUCGAAUUUCAUUUUUUAAUUUUAUAACUACUAAACAAAAAUCAAUUCAAAAUUAAAUAUCUGUAGUCUUCAUUUCUGUGAGUAAGUAAAAAAAAAAAAAUUUGAUUAUCUUUAUUAUCUCCGAAGAUAUUCAGGGGGUAUAACUUCGUGGGACAGUCUGUAAAUUGUUUAAUUUUUGAAUGAAGAAUUAGUAAUUUUUGAAUAUGCCAAUGAACUUAUCACAUUCGGUGUAUGGUGAUAAAGAUGGAAAUUGUGAUAAAAAAUAAUCAAGAAGGUUUUUUUUACUAUUAUUUUUUUAGUAAACGAAAAUGUUUUCUUUUUUUUAUUAUUUUAAAUACCUAUAGGUUCAACAAUUAUACUUAAAAAUUAAGAACAUUAUCUAUAAUUGUAUCGAAGAAAAGACAUGUAUCAUAGUAUUCUGUUUUAAUGAAUUUAUAAACAUUUACAUUGUAAAUUUAAGCUUGCUGGUGAUUUUAAUAGGCGUAUAGAAUUUUCUUCCUUAAGUGUCUUAUUUAAAGUUGAAUCAAUAAAAUAGUGCUCGAUUAAAAUGUCUUAACUUAAUUUCUAAAGAACAUUUUUUUUUUCAAAAAGGAUAUGCAGACUUUCCAUUUAUACUGGCUUAUAACGUUAGCAUAUGCAUCAGUUAAUAUAACUGGAAAUGUUUAUUUUCCAACGAGGAAGUUUGAUAGUGAAUGGUGGUCAAAUACAAUAAUAUAUCAAGCAUAUCCGAGAUCGUUUAAAGACAGUAAUAGGGAUGGUGUAGGUGAUUUAAAAGGUAAAAAUAUUCUUAAACGAUAAAACAGAUAUAGAUAAUAAAUAUAAAGGUAUAUUUUAAUAUAUUUUCAGGAAUAAUCCAGAAACUUGAUCAUUUCGUUGAUCUUGGUAUUGAAACGAUCUGGGUAGGUCCGAUAUUUAAAUCACCUAUGAUUGACAUGGGUUAUGAUGUGGAAAAUUUUACAUUGAUAGAUCCUCUUUUUGGUACAAUGGACGACUUUGACGAACUAGUGUCAGAAAUGGACAAAAGGAGUAAAUUUGAGUAAUAUGCAAUAUGUGUANAUGUGAAUGGUUUCAAAAAUCAAUCAAAAGAGAUGAAAAAUAUGAUAAAUAUUAUAUUUGGCAUGACGCUAAAAACCAAGAUGAAGUCUUAAGAAAUUCGUCUAUAAAGCCAAUACCUCCAAAUAAUUGGGUCAGUAAUAUUUAUUCAAUUAUAUAAUAUAGACAAUUAUAGUUUGUUUAAAAUACUAAUUCCAUUUAUGCCAUUUACCAUUCAAAUUAUAUGGUAGAGUAUGGCACAAGCUGUAUUAAAAAAGUUAAGUUAGUUCUUCAUGAACUUAAAAAAUAAUUAAUCCCUUAGCUUAGUCGAUUUGAGUCUAGUGCAUGGACUUGGAAUGAAGAGCGAAAACAAUUUUAUUUUCAUCAAUUUAAUCCACAACAACCGGACUUCAACGUUAGAAAUCCCCAAGUGCAUUUAGAAUUUUUUGUAUGUACACCAUUAAAUCAUAUUCGUAUAUUUGUCAAUGAAAAUUUAUAUUUGAGUUAAUGAUAUUAUUUUUUUAGAAUAUAAUGGGAUUUUGGUUGGACAGAGGUGUAUCUGGAUUUCGAUUUGAUGCUGUUGGAUAUUUAUAUGAAAAUAAUUCAUUUACCGAUGAACCAAUUAUUCCGGGUAAAGAAGGUUCCAGUUAUAACGAUUUAAAUCAUAUAUACACAAAAAAUCAACCUGAAGUUAUUGACACUCUUAUACAAUGGAGGAAAUAUGCCGAGGAUUUUCGUAAAAAGAAUAAUAAGAAAAAUUCUGUGUAAGUAUUAAAAUAAUAUACAAAAUCAAAUAAAUUAUUUUGUAUUUAAAUAACUAUUUAUUUAACUAGUUAUUAAAUUAAAUUAAAUAACUAAAACCUUUGUCUAAAAUUAUAGACACAUCGGUUUAUAAUGACUUAAAAAUAAUUAAUCAAUCACAUUCUAGUUAUUUACCAAAUUUUCACUACAAUCGUUUCUACUCAUAUUUUAUGUAAAUUAUAAAUUGCAUUUUUAAUGAUAUACAAGGUAACUUAUGACUUUAUAACUAUUACAAUAUCUCCGGAUUUAAUAAAUAUUACAAAAUUAUAUUUUUUUUUAUUAUUAUUAUUAUUAUUAUUAUUAUUAUUUACAAUGAUGUGGGUCUACAAAUGUUUAUAUUUGAUUUAGUUUUGGUAAAAAAAAUUAAAAAUAACUUUUUAUUUAUUUAUUUUAUAAAAGUUUGAAGAUAGCCAUUUCACAGAGUUUAUUCUUCUGAAUAAAUUUUAAUAUUCUAACUUUUUAUUUUCAUUGAAUUUAAGAUAUCUAAUAAUUGUUUAAAGCAAGGGUGUUUUAAGUACACGCCCCAUACUAUUUUAUAAUUUCACGCCUCCCUUUCUCACCACAAUAAGAUUAAAGUAUGUUAAAUAUAUUUAUAAAAAGACAUCCUAGGAUAAUGGAACUUGUGCAGCCACUAUUGUGGGUAAUUUAAUGUAUACAUGUAAGCAACGGUAAACUAUUGCUUACGAAAACAAAAUUGUGAGUGGAAUUUAGUUGAUAGUGAUGCUUUUUCAACAAUAUAUAUGCCAUACUAAAGUAAAAUAAUUAAGUAGGCUCUAUAUAUUUUCUUUAAUAAUAAUUAUUUUAUGUUGUACCAAUUUUCCCGGUUAUCCUAGUUUUUCAAAUUUGCUGAGAAAACUCCAGGGAAAAUGGAAAAAACGAUCUCUUUAAAGGACCUCCCCAAUGAAAUUUUUUUCACAAAAAUUGUUGUAAUUGAGAGUUGGUGCAACAUUUUCGGGAAAAAAGUUGUCCACAGAAAAAAAAAUCCAAAUAUUAUAUUUAUGAUACUUCGUAAAGUUUUCCGUUUUUUUUUUCGGUUUUUCAAAUUUGACGAGAGAAGAUUGAGAUCCACUGGUUAAAAAUUCAGAGAAAAAAAGUAAACAGUCAAUUACCCAUAAUAAAAAAAUAAUAAUGCGCAAAUGCGCUGAAAGCCUGCAGAAUAAUAUUAAAAAGUAGUAGGAAUAAUAAUUAAUGCAAAACAAUUAUAAUAAUUAUGGCUAAUAUUGACUGUACAUUUUUUUCGUUGAAAUUUAAAAAUUAUAAAAACCAUAAAUUUAACGAUACUAAAAAGUUAAAACGUCAUAUUGUUCGGAAGAAUAAACUCUAUAAAAUUACCAUCUUAAAAUUUGUCGACAAGUAAAAAAAAGUUAUUUUGAAAAUUUCGUUUAUCAGUCAAAACAUAAAUAUUUAAUGCAAAUGCCAAUAUUUGUAUUCCUUAUCCCUGUAUGUAAUAUAUCUUCUUCUUUGGUACUCUCAGCAUUUAGGACCACCUUGACAUACAUCUUUGCCUCCAGUUCUCUAUUUGAUACUUGUAUUUUCCAGUCUAAAUCAUUUAACAUUUGCUCAUCCUACAUCCUACUUACUAAAUUCUACUUACUACAUCCUCCCAUUACAGGCGUAGCCUUCCCAGCGGGCUUUUCCCAAUAGAGUUUUCUUCUAUUAAUAUGCGUAUAUGUGGAUUUUAAGUUACGCCAAGCAUGUUCAGCUUAUUGUAAUCUUUUUUUAUUCACUGUUUUCAGUAUAUUAGGUUUAUGGAAAAGCGUUUCUAAUUCAUUGUAAUGUAUAUACCGGAUGUCCUUCGAAUGUGUUCGACGGAUUUCUCUAGCACUGUUAAUAUUUAAUUUAAUUUUGAUUUUUUUUCAAUCGGUUUUUCUUCGUAGAAAACAUCGAUUUGUAAAAAAUUGUAUUUUUAUUAUCAUCCCCCGAACAUCAAAAAAUGUUUAUUUUAAAUUAUACAUUCACAUCCGAGGUAUAGUCUCUUAAUUAUAGCCUUAUUAAUUUCUAAAAGAUAAGGAUGAAAACAUUUAAUAUUCAAUAGAAAGUAAUGAAUUACCGUGCUGAUAUUCCAUAUCGCAUAACUAGUAUUUUAUUGAGUAUUAAUUGUUUUUGCAUACCUAAUUAAAACGGCUGGAACUAAGAAACUAUUCAUCGGACAUGAAUGUGUGAUACACAUUCAGAAUUAAAAUUCUUUAUAUAAUAUUUUUCAUAAAAUAGCUAUUUCGAAAAUUUUUAUUAGUGAAGUUAUUAAAUAAAGUUAUUUAUUUAUUUUUUUUAUUUUAGAAAAUGAAUAUCCAAAUUUAAUUUUUCUCCAAAUUGAUAUCCCUCUUAAAGAUAAACCGAUUAAAAAAAAAAAAAAAAUCAAAAAAACAUGUAAAUUUAACAGUGCCGGAAAAUUCCGUUGAUAACUGUAAAUAAAAAAAAAACAAAACCAGAAUUUGAUUAUAUUUAUUAUCUUCGGAGAUAUUAUAAUGUAUAUAUCUCCUUGAGGUAAGCUGUAUGGCUCCAUGCCUGCGUUAUACUUAGGUCGUAACUAUUUCGAGAAAUUAACAUCUCAAAGAAAAGUCGUCCAAUUCAUACAAUAAAAACUGUUCUUACUUUAUAAAAUACAAUAAUAUUUUACGAAAAAUGUUAUUUUUUAUAAAAUAUUUUUUCCAACUUGAUAUCAAAUUAGUAAUAGAAAUAAAUCUCUACUGAGUCUUGUGAUGGACAAAUAAAUAAAUUUUUGUUUAACUUAGAAGCAACAAUUUUCAUCAUAAAUAAUUCAAUCUCAAUAAUCGUCUGCGCUUUUAGUAGAUGUAUACCAAUAACAUUUGCGUGUACAAUUUUUGAUAAACAAUCAUAAAUGUAGUUUUAAAAGUAAAUAAAUUAAAUAAUUGAGACUUUUCAUAAAAAAAAUCGAUUAAUAUCAUAUGGUUUUAAUAAAAGUACCUAUACUUAACCAUAUCUCUAAAUAAAUCUGAAGUGUAAAUAUAAAAUUAGAAGACAUUCUUGAUUAUAUUCUCUAGUAUUGAAUUAAAUACGAUGAAUACUUUUAAGUUGUAUGAGUUGAAUAUUUUACAUACUAUUGAUUGGUUGUCUGAAUCGAGUCCCUUUAUCUUAUGAGCGCUAUUUAAUAUACACCUCGUGGAAGUUGGGUGUUCAUAGUUUCUGAAAAAAGUAUCUAUGCUUAUUUAUAGUGUUCAUAACGUUUAAAAAACUGUAAUUUUUUUUAAAUUUUAAAUAAUAAAUAAUAAUUGUGUUAACAUUUUAACAGUUACUGGUAAAAAUUGAAAAGAUAUUGAUUGUCUAUAGUCGUCUGCAAAUUUGAUCAUUUAUCAUAAAAAUUAUUCCUAUUCUAAUGUUUUUUUACAUAUUUUUGACGCUUUGCUUGCCUAUUGUAUUUAUGAAUCUAAUUGUGUGCAUUAUGUGUGCAUGUAAUGGUAUCGGCAAGAAUAAAAAUAUGUCAAAAUCCUGAGUGAAACAAUGUAUUUAAUUUGGCAUGAAAACUUUCAUAACUGUUAGUUGUCCGAUUACGAAGAACAGACGAAACAGCUGUUCAACGUACUUUGAACGAGUAAAGUAUACCACCAAGCCAUUGACGAAUAUGUACCGAAUAAGUACCUUUUCCGCUAUGUAUCCGAUAUUAUAAUAAUAUGCUAAUAUGCGAAUGUUUGAUGUUGACCAACGUCAACUGCCCAAACAUUCCGAUCCACUAGAGAACGACCGAAAACACUCGUCCGUCACUGUGCAUGUAGCUACACACGCGCCACGCAGGACGUCCAGUAGCAGAGGUGAGAAAAAAGGGUCCUCGCUAUACUCGUAAACGUCAAUAUUGACACGUGAGUUCAGGUCAUUCUCUCGUGGACCGGAGUAAAGUUAUGAAUUCUUAUCUAUCGGACCUAACACAACGGUAUUAACACAAUAAACCACACUAAAUUCAAUCAAAUACAAGUAACGUGGGUUCAAUUUAAUGCUAUCUAUUAUAUUUAAAUAUAAUUUUCCAUUUUCAAGGUAAUUAAAUUAUUUAUAACAAAUUAAAUACGUAUUUAUUUUAAAGGUUGAUAGCUACUGAAUCAUAUACGUCAAUAAAUACAUUGAUGCAAUACUAUGGCAAUAUCACUAAUCCUGGAGCACAAAUUCCAUUCAAUUUUCAACUUUUAGGCAUGGAUAGAAACAAUUUAUUGGAACAAACAGAACAAGGUAUUAAAAAAUGGAUUGAAAAUAUACCGGAAAACAUGGUGCCGAAUUGGGUGGUAAGAAUUACAAAUUAUCACAAAACGUAUAAUUCAGUAUUGUAUUUGGUACACAGAAGGAUUUCGAUGUAUCAUAUGUCCAUCUAAUUUCAAACAUAUUAAACCCUAAAAUAUAGAUAGAAAAUCACGACCUUUUUAGAAUGUCGUUUUACUACGGUGCAGAAUUCAUACAGCUAUUUACAGUUUUAAAAUUGGCUCUUCCUGGUGUUGACGUGACAUAUUAUGGAAGUGAAAUUGGCAUGGAUAAUACUUAUAUGAGACCGGACCAAAUAAAAGAUAUUUAUAGUUUGAAAUUAUAUAAAUCUUUCGGAAUAGCAGGACUGACUAGGGAUGUCUCUAGGAGUCCUAUGCAAUGGGAUGAUUCAAUAAAUGCAGGUUAGUUUGUAUUUUGUAUUCUGCUAAGGAAAAAAUAGUAGAUUUUGGUUCAAUAGUAAUAGCGUACUUAAUAUGACAUAAUAUACAUACAAUUUAGAUGGCGACACGAUAAAAGGGUCUAAACGACACAAUUUGUCAGGAGAGUCAAAACACAUUGUGAUUUUAACAUUUUUUUUUUUUUUCUUAGGUUGGCAAUAAUUUUUUUUCAUAGGGAAUAUUUUCAUUGAAUAAUUUUGUUUUGCUUGUACGUUUGUGAAAAUAAUACACAUUGUUGCUUUGCUUUUAUUGUUGUUUAAUCCCUUAAAUUGAGAAAAUAAAAUAAUAAGUAUCGUGUUUAUACCCUAAACUUAAAAUUUAACUUAUUCGUUAAAUAAUGGUCAGUUAUUUUUACUCACACGUAAUGGAUGAAACACAUAUUUCUCCAUCCAAUGGUGAAGCCGCGUCACUUAGGCUCUUUUGCCAUAUCAUCAUCAAUAUUAUGCAUUAAUUAUGCCCAAUUUCACAAUUGAUACGUUUAUUUAUACACAAGCAUAUACAUAUCGUAUAUAUAGCCUGUGCUAGAAAUUAUUAAUUGCAUUCCACUUUACGUAAAAUAAAUAUAAUUUACUAUAAUUUCUGACUAGAAAUUAAUCUUUGACUGGUGGGGAGUAUAUUCUCCCUUAGCACUGGCUAUAAUAUUUAUAAAGUUUUUGAUUGCAUAGAAAUAUAGAAAGUUUUCAAAAAAAACUUUAUUUAUCUUGCUAUUAACUAUACUAGCAAUAGCUGGGUAGAAUACUACCCAGUUCUAUAGACAGAAAACUGUUCUGGGGAGGAGGGAGGUUCUUAAUUUGUAUUUUUCAAUUUUUGUUAGAUUAGAAUAAUUUUAUCACUCUUCCUUUUAGGACACCCUUAUUCCUUUAUCAUUUAUUAUUUAAACCCUUUUAGUUUUACAACGUAAAGUUAAAACAGAAUUUGGAGCUUUGUAGGAGACUAUAAAUCAUUAAUUGCAAGAAGGGGACAUGUAACUAAAACUUAAUUUUACAGAGGGGACAACAAUUUGUUUAAGCAAAAUUGAGAAGCAGGAAACUUGCUCCAAAGUACCUAUAGACUGUAGCAUCUUUUCUAAAAAGUGAUUUUUCCGAGUUAGUAUACUGAAAAAAUCAUUUUUCGAUUUUCAAAGGGGUUUUCGAAAUAUCGGGAAAACUCCGAAAGAAAAGUAAAGGUAAAACGUCAAAAUAUUUACAGCUUACCGCUGCGUUACCGUUAUCAACGAAAUGUUCGAUUUUUUUUCAAAUUACGGCAAAACGAUUUGAUUAUUUUACAUUUUUAUGGGUUACGUUUUCUACCAUAAAUAUUGCUCCAAUCAGGAGGCUUUUUCAUUAAAAAUUAAAUUUAAAUUCUGUUGGUUCAAAAAAUUACAAAAUACCUUAAAUUUACUUUUUUACAGUAUUAUCGUCAAAACAUUUGAUCCACUUUUGAGCUUUUAAAGAAUUUUAAUUUUUGGUAGUUAUUUUGCUAUAAUUCGGUUAUAAAUACACGUAGAAGCUUGAAACUUGGCAAUAUUAUUUAUAUUGGACUUACCUUGAUGUAGUAAAAUUUCCAAAAUCAUCGAACGCCUUUUUUCAAUAUUCGUUUUGAAAUUAAAUUUAAAUGAAAAUCGAAAAAAAAAUUACGGCCUUUCAAAUUAUUUAUUACUAAACUGCGCUCGGAAUCGUCUAUCGUCAAGCAAUAGAUUAUCGUUGAUUACAGUUAUAAAUGAAAUAACCUUAUGUAUCCUAGAUUCCCAACUUCUCACCUACAACAGUAGCAGUUCCCAUACACAGUAUCAGCUCUUUUUAUUUUAAAUCAUUUAUAUUGCUGAUUAAAAAACGAUGAUGAAGAAUUGAUUGGACUGAUUGAGUUUCAAAAUUAUAGCUUUAUGAAGUUCUAACAUUAUAUGGAUAUUAUAUUAUGUAGUGUGUUAAAUAACUCAAUAUUGUCAUUAUUAUCAUAUUAUAUCUGUCGUAGUCUUAUGCUGGUAAGUACAUGUUAUGUAAAAUUACAAUGGGUAAGUAAUAGGAAAAAACAAAUGCCUUUUUUUUCAAAAAAAAUAAAAUUAAGUGUAAUGCGUUUAUUUUUGUUUACAAGAAUUUAAAAAUCAUACAUCGAUGAACAUUAUAAAUAUUAAGGCCUUUCAAAAUAUGUUUAAUCGAACUCCGAUCCGUAUCCUAUUUCGGUAUCAAUGGUUUGUCUUGGUUACAGAUAUUAAUUAAGUAAUUUUAUGUAUCACACCUUGCACACUACCCACCUGCUACACUAGACGCACACGCCCCCAGUUUCAGCUUAUGUUUAUAUUAUGAUUUAAUCUUUAGUUCAAUUAUUACCUUAUCACAAAUUUACUCAUGGGAAAUAUAUCAAUACCAUUUAAACAAUAAAGUCAUAAUUGCUGGUAAUAUACUGGAUAAUUAUUCUAUUUAUAAAAUACGGUGUUUAAUUGAUAUACAGGUUUUACUGAUGCUAAAUCACCAUGGUUACCUGUGAAUCCAAAUUAUUACCACCUUAAUGUCGAAGCACAGAAAAAAAUACCAACAAGUCAUUAUAAUNAAAUAUAUCAAUACCAUUUAAACAAUAAAGUCAUAAUUUCUGGUAAUAUACUGGAUAAUUAUUCUAUUUAUAAAAUACGGUGUUUAAUUGAUAUACAGGUUUUACUGAUGCUAAAUUACCAUGGUUACCUGUGAAUCCAAAUUAUUACCACCUUAAUGUCGAAGCACAGAAAAAAAUACCAACAAGUCAUUAUAAUGUGUACAAAAAAAUGUCCCAAUUACGGAAGACUGAUACUCUAAAAUACGGCGAUUUACAAACAUACAAUAUUUCAAAAUCUAUCUAUAUAAUAAAGAGGUAA
This is a messenger RNA of Cinara cedri, 9715 nucleotides long. The record is from the annotation of a GenBank genome assembly. Lineage: Eukaryota; Metazoa; Arthropoda; Insecta; Hemiptera; Aphididae.